Perkinsus marinus ATCC 50983 is the source of this 1461-nucleotide messenger RNA. Its product is annotated as vacuolar amino acid transporter, putative. The coding region runs from base 20 to 1354 and encodes 444 amino acids. The record is from RefSeq and is a predicted model, not a curated record. Gene Ontology annotation, biological process: amino acid transmembrane transport. Lineage: Eukaryota; Perkinsozoa; Perkinsida; Perkinsidae. Gene Ontology annotation, molecular function: amino acid transmembrane transporter activity. The transcript is spliced from 6 exons.
AGGCUUCUUAACGAGCUGAAUGGCCAUAGCGACGCCCCUUCUAUCGCCUGGUAGACUACCGGACCUAACCCCAGCCGCACGUGGUCCACCCGGCUUCUUCGACGCUGGCUCCCCCUUCUCGUGUAGUACUCUGCUAUUCACUGCUUCGAUCGGCAGCGGCGUCUUGGCUUUGCCCUCGGCCGCUAAGGACGUUGGCCUCUAUCUUGGUAUCUUUAUAUUGAUGGUCGCAGGGCUCAUCACAGCCAUCAGUGAUGCGAUCCUCGGCCAAGCCGUGAGCAUAUCUGGCCAGAAAACCUAUGGUGGUAUUCUCGCGUGGAGUCUGGCGAACAGUAAAGGCAAUCUUGACAGAGGCAACUAUAGACUACCAGCCUUCGACGCUUUUAUGACGGUGUACCAAGGAGCCGCUAUUGUCACUUACCUCAUUUUCCUCGGCGACUUCAUUCCAUCUGUCCUUCAAGCGUGGCUCCAGAUUUCCCUCAGCCGUACUCUAGCCCUGGUCAGCAUCGUUUACAUCGUCGUAUUGCCUCUCUCUGUGGGCAGCGAGAUCUCCUCCUUGAGGGCAGUUGGAUCCUUCAGCAUCUGGGUCAUGCUAUCUACUGCUGUCCUCGCCUUGUGCAAAAUACCAUGGUCAGAGUUAGACACGGACCGACCAAAUAACAUGACGCCUCUCGGCUUCAACUGGCGCCAAGUGAUGCAUGCCUUGUCUAUGGGCACGUUCGCCUACAUGAACCAAGUAAACGCAGUGUGCAUCACCUCUGAGCUCCACAAACCAACACGACAACGACUAACUGCUGUAUGCGGAUGGGCGGCCCUCGGUCUCUUUCUAUGCUAUGCUACCCUCCUAUCAGCAGUAUACCUAACUUUUGGCCAGGCAACCACCUCAAAUUUUCUUCAGAGUUACCCCCUAGAUGAUGUGGCUGUAAAUGCAUGCCGAGUUGCAGUCUCUCUGACACUUAUAUUCGCGUGUCCCCUCAAUUUGUUCCCGAUUACUAGCUCAUUCUUUCACGCCAUAGACCGGUGCCAUCUAGCCAAACACGCAGGAGUGCGGAUAUUGUUCAACACGGUCGUCCUCACUAUCUGCCUUAUCACAGCGAUCUGGGUCCCUGACGUUGGCUCAUUCAUCGGUUACGUUUCGGCUUACAUGGCUACACCAUUGAUGAUAACUAUACCGGCGUUUGUCUACAUCGCAUGCUGCCGGGCUGAGGAUGAUAUGCUCGCUCGAAAGGGAGUCGUCGUCGAACGGAACCUCUGUAGAAGGUCAAGUCGCAUGGUCAUCCCAGCAAUCGCCCUCUCACUCACUGUACUCUUAUGGACGGCCGCCACGGUGAAUAUUUUUGCGAGUCAGAAGGCUUGAUUAGCUCACUUCGUGACUGCGGCAAUAUGGAGAUUAUUUCGACGUUCGUAUCGUGCGGCCCUUUCAGGGGUCUUAAAUGCACACUUUCCCCUUACUGAAUCGGCGAA